AUGGCGCUGUGUCUUGGCUACAUCACUGGGAACUCUACUACUCCUUCCCAGCAGUGUUGCAAUCAGUUGGCUAAUGCUGUCAGGUCGUCUCCUGAGUGUUUGUGUGAGGUUCCCAAAGGUGGAGGUCCCCAGCUUGGGAUCAAUGUUAGUCAAACACAAGCUCUUGCUUUGCCUAAAGCUUGUAAUGUUGAAACUCCUCCUGCAAGUAGCUGCAAUGUUAAUUCGCAUGCAGGAUUAUCAAACAUUUCAGGUUCAAGAGUUGGGUCGUCGUCUGAUGGGAAUUCUAUCAAGCUCUCAUUCCCUCUUCUCGCCAUCCUAUCCACAGCUUCCUACAUUAUAUGCUCAAAAUACUGA
Raphanus sativus (radish) is the source of this 354-nucleotide messenger RNA. Its product is annotated as non-specific lipid transfer protein GPI-anchored 26-like. The record is from RefSeq and is a predicted model, not a curated record. The transcript has 3 exons. Lineage: Eukaryota; Viridiplantae; Streptophyta; Magnoliopsida; Brassicales; Brassicaceae. Bases 1 to 354 code for a protein of 117 amino acids.